Neodiprion virginianus is the source of this 6996-nucleotide messenger RNA. RefSeq names its product tetratricopeptide repeat protein 17. NCBI's taxonomy places the organism in Eukaryota, Metazoa, Arthropoda, Insecta, Hymenoptera, Diprionidae. The coding region runs from base 384 to 3776 and encodes 1130 amino acids. Gene Ontology annotation, biological process: actin filament polymerization. Gene Ontology annotation, cellular component: actin cytoskeleton; cytoplasm. Gene Ontology annotation, molecular function: protein binding. The record is from RefSeq and is a predicted model, not a curated record. The transcript is spliced from 16 exons.
CGAUGGCUGCAGGCGGUUAUAGCAUUGCGCAUGCGUUGUUAAAGAAAGCAAUGUAAUGCCUUACCAUGGAACUAGUGUCUUACAUUCUCUUUCUCUUUUCAAUAGCAAGAUAAUUUCACUUGUACGAGCGUGUUAUACCUCUCCUACUCUAAUCCUAUGGGCAUCGCGGUAGCUUCGAAGGGGGGGAAAACAGCAGACGACGACAAGGCUGGAGACAGAGAACAGCAGCACAGUGAUUCGCCGUUGUUUGUGUUCGACGUUACGCUGCUGCUGAUCGCGCUCACGCAAUUAUACUCAACGUGCAAAUAAAUGUUGUUUGUCUUUGUUGGCGAUGUGAUUGUUUGUGAUUAUCGACAUCGACGGAACCGGUAGCGCUACGCACGAUGAUGCUCAAAUCGACCAAAGUCUUUCUAGCCUUCUUUGAAAUAAUUCUAGGCAUCUCUGCUACCACUCACUGGGUCGUUACCGAAAAUGGGAGAAUUCAGUCGCAGCCGGAUUCCGUGUUUCAAAUGCGCCGUCCUUACGACCUUGUUGCCUUCCUCGAGCAAGAAGAUCGUCGGAAUGCUGUUGACGCCUUGUACAGACAACUUGUGGCCAGAAAGGCUGCUAUUCACAGUCGCUGCGCUAGCCUGGACUCUGCAAUGGAUGUCGAAACUCGAUUGUACUCUACAGACCCUGAUUGCCUGUUGGCAGGUAAACCCCUCGCCGAUGUAGAUCUCUAUGCCAGCGUCGCGACUGAUGGAAGCUACAGAAAUGGCGUUACACAAAAGGAUUAUCUGCUAGACGGUGUUCCUAAGGACGGGAAGAAAAAAGUUCCUGACUGCAAAAAAACAUUUCCUUUGGAUUUCAGCAUGUUCACUUUCGAACAUUUGAGUGCAAUGCGGAACAGGAAAAACUUGACCCAGCAGCAGGAAAAGGGUCUGAUAAAGUACCUGCCGCCUGGAACGGAUCUCAAUAAGUUUGGACACCAAGUUGCUUACGGUCUCAUAAGAAACAGCAGCUCUUGGCUCCACUUUAACCUCGCUGCUAUAUACUGGCGGGUUAGAGGAGACUCGUACAACGCGCUCGAGUGCGGUCGCCGGGCCAUCGUCACAGCUCCUCGGAGGUAUCGUGACAUUGCUCUGCUCACGACAGGAGGAAUAUUACACGCUGCAAAGCACUCAGGUGAAGCAGCAAUAAUCUUACACACAGCGAUAAGCUAUGCCCCUACUCAGAGUCACCAACACUUGGCACUGGGUCAUGUCUACGCUGCCCUCGGCGACUAUAAUCGAUCGGUGGCUUGUUACGACAAUUGUCUCCGGCUAGCGCCGACGAUGGAUCAAGCAAGACAUGCCAAGCAUGCGAUACUGUGUCAUCAAAAGCUGGAAAUAGCUCUAACCUCGCUUCUCCAGCAACUGCAAGAUAUCCUGGCUGAACUUCACGCCUAUCAUGGACAGCAGGAAGAAUGGCUUAAGCUCCAGGAACGCGUAUUAUGGGAGCAGGCGCCCAAAGCGGCCUUCAUCAGAUUGCAGAAUGGUAAUAUUCAGGAGGAGACUCUAGGCACCAUUUUGACGACCAGGGGUCAGUCCUGCAUGCAGCGAGGUGGCAACGAUGCCAUCCUGACCUGCGACGUAACAAGCGAGAGUCAAAUGUUGGCACACAACUUGCAGAUAGAUCUGAGCGUCAGUUUCCAGCUAUUGAAAAACGUUGAGAAUCAGCUCACUAAGAUCGAGGAACAGAUGGCUAAAUCGAGAAGUUGGCAUGCAAGUAAGGAUCGCACGAUUAAGUCGACCGAGUUUCCCAAGGAAAGGGGACCCGAGUUUUUCACCGUGUUCAUGGAACCGACGGGCAGACCGAAGUAUCACAAUUUUAAGAUCAAAGAGGGAACCGAGGAAUUUGAGAACGAGAAAUGGCCCAGAGCUUCAGACUGCGAGGGUCGGUUGCCACUGUUGACCGAUUCGAAACAAUACGUUCCAGCAUACUUACCGCCGGAAAACAAAGGCUACGCAACUCAUUUGUUCGUGAGCGAACUGAUAGGCAUUGAUCCUGGCAAGGAACAUUCGCUUCCGUGGUAUCCACCAGCCUGUGAAGCACCAAAAACUUUCGAUGCCAAGUAUAUUUCUACGACGCUGUUAAAAGCAACAAUAGGAAACAACUUGCCAGACUCGUCGUUGUCCCAGGUUUUGAAAAGUCUAGUGAAAGACUCUGAGCUCGCCGAAAUCGGACAGCGGAUUCUUACUGCUACCAGAAGCAAAGUCGCUGCACCUUGGGUUUUGUCAAUGCUGGCUUCACUGCACUGGCGAGUCGUCGGAAAGCCGAGAAACGCUCUGGACUGUCUUCAGUUGGCACUGUCGACGGUUCCAAGCAAAUUCCGAGACGUUCCCCUAGUUAGUAUAGCCUCCAUAAGUCAAAAAGUUGGUCUCAUUGAGGACGCGCUGAGAGUGGCUAGGGAAGCAAUAGAAGUGAACCCAGUCGAGCCCAUCACCAAUUUCCUAUAUGGCUCUCUCCUGCAUGUCAAAGGUAACAAUUCAGGAGCUAUACACCAUCUGAAACAAACUCUGCGAGUCGACGUACAUGCCAUAAAUGGACGGGCCUUAACGAUGCUCAGAACAUUGGCAUGUCAGGAAUGGUUGAACAAUGGAGGACCCGAUUCUGCAGGAAGCCCCGGUGGCACGGAAACUUGCGGAGCGCCUCAUCUACCGCCAGAGAUGAUAACUAGGCACAAGCUUUGUGUAGGUGAAGCGGUGGUGUGCGACAGCGAUGGGAAAAACUGCAAACACGUGCAAUGCGAUGCAGUGAGGACGACUGGAGAUACGACCGGCAGUGCAAGGUGUACAAGAAAAGUGGAAAAAGUUAUCAAGCAUCAGAGUUUAAUUGACACACUGAUGACAACUGGGAACGAAGGCGGCGCAGACGAAUCUGAGCUGGAAAAUAUGGUGAAUAUGGAGCAAAACUCGUUUCACAUGCGGAUAUCUUGCGGCGACGAUGUCAAAGAGCCCGGGGUCAAUGUACUCGAUGAUUUUUACGUAUCCAUGACUGAGGAAGGCUCUAACGACGCUGGUUUACAAAUUCACGAUAUAACUGGAAUGUUUUCACUCAGUCCCAAGGGAUGCAGGGACAUGCGGCAUCCGCCUUCUCGCUCUUUUCAAUCUAUGUGGCAUCAUAUCACUGCCAGAAAUAUUGACAUCAGUCACGACCUAAAACCCUUAAAAGACGGUCCUUAUCAGCAGCCGAUAUGCGAAGGAGGAAAUCCCGACAUCAAUGACGUCGCGAAUCUGGACGCGUUAUCAGAAGUCUUGCCGAAUAUGACGGAAUUGGACAAUGCUGAAUGGCUGGCUCUCAUGGCUAAUGAUCAAAAAAGCACCGUCGAGCAACUGGGAGCCGGAAUAGCCGUUGCUUUGCGAAAAAAUUCUCGAUCGUGGACUUUAGCGACGGCCGCUGCCUUGUACUGGCGAGUCGACGGUCACAGUCGAAGAGCGGUCGAUUGCAUCAGACAAGCGUUGGUCAAUGCGCCAGAUGGAAUGCAGGACGUUCCACUGAUAACGCUCGCAUCUUUGCUAAGCAAACGCGGCUUUCAUCAAGACGCUUUGCGGAUAGCUGACCUGGCGCUGAUGAAAGGACCGGAAUUUGUGAUAAAUCACUUCUCUAUGGCGAAUCUGCACACGGCCGUGCAAGAGGAAAUAGAUAAGAAAAUAACGAAAAAAAUUGAUUUUCACGUCAAGAUCAAUUUUGUUUCCCCUCAGCGUUACUUCUACUUUGAUUUUCUUCUCGACAGGGUGAUUUUGAAAAGGCUAUAAGUUUUUAUCGAUCGUCGCUAGCUCUCGAUCCAAACUUUGAGCCGGCUCGCAGCAAACUUCAGGCUAUACUUUGCCUCCUUUUGUUUGAUGAGUCAACGCAAACUCUACGUGAGAUGACUGGCAACAACUGAGAAAAAACUUUAUACCUGCCUAUAUAUACUACGCGAAAUCCUAAAGUACAUAGUUCAUCGAUGAUAAUUUGCCGUGACUUGUGGGAUGUCAUUUUUAUUCGUCGCUUGAUUUUUUCAAUAUUUGAACAGUACUCAUAAGAUGCGGUAAACAAAUCUUUGAUCGGAAAGUAACGAACUGACUUUUAAUCUUAGAAAAGAGAGGGAUUUAUAAAUAUAUGCAUAUAUUUAUAUCACAUAUAUACCAAUAUAUACUAUACGUGAGGCGUGCCAUGUUGAAAUAAUUGAAAUACAUAGAUUCUGAGGUCGCUUUUUCUCCGAUGAGACUCACUCAAUUUCAUUCUAUAAUCGUUGAAAUUUUUGUCGUUAUGAAAAAAAAGUCUAUUUAUUUCAUGAUAUUAUAAUACCUAAAGUAUAGUAGGUAUAGAAAGGUAUGAAACCGGUACCUCUAUUUCGGGUAUUACACCUAACACAGUGUGCAUGAUAAUUCCAAAAUCCAUGUGAUCUUUAUGGGACGUAAGAGGAAUUUUUUUUUUGUCAAUAUGCAUAGCUAUUUCUCGAAGUCAUUUAACUAAUUAUUUAUUUCACUACGUAAGAAGAUAUCAUUAGGUUCUUUUCGUUUAUUUCCUUUCAAUGGGUGACAGGCGAUAGAGUUGUAGAAGAAAAUAGAUGAUAUGCAAUUUGUCUCCAAUGAUUGGACUAGAUUUUUCCUCGUUUUUCGUUAUUCUAGCUUGUCAGGUUUUUUUAGUUAGAUUAUUUCAUUCUUGGUAUCGUUACUUCAAAUGCAAUCGCAGGUGGAUUCAACUAGAAUAUUUGCAUACACACAUAAUGUAAAUAAUCUUAUCUAUUCCGAUGUUCGUUUCGAUCAAUAAGUGGGAGAAAUAAUACUUUUGAAUGAUAUUUUUUCAACGAAAAUAAUAGUAUUUAUAUUAUAAUGUUGAUUAAUCAACCGAUCAACUGAAUUCAACAUUAAAAUAAAUAUAAGUAUAAUACACCUAGUAUAUAUGCCUAUGAUUAUCCAUUACAUAGUGUAUAUUCGAAUCUAGAUACAUAUAGAUAUAGACAGAAUUAAGAGUAAUGAAAUGAAAGACAGAGUUUAGGGAUAGGGGAAAAAAAACUAAUUCAACAGCUUUUUUUUAGAUUCUUUUAUUAGUUUGUUAUUUAUCAUUUUUCAUAACUUCUUUGCUUGCGAAUUAAUUUUUGACUACACCUAUACUUGUAGGUUUUGGACUCAAUUAUACAUAGUUUUAAUUUUUUAAGACCAUAAUCUAAACAGUUUUACAUAUAUGAUAUGCAUAGGUAGGUAAAACGUUGUGAUAUCCGUUUUCCGUUUUUAUUCUUUCGUUUGGAAUGAGGUUUUUUUUUAUUGAGAAAGAUGGCGGAUGAAAAAAGAGAGGAACAGAACUUAACAGGGUAGAUGUCGUGUGGCAUCGCGUAGCAAUUUAGAGGCUGUCAUAUUAUGGUUUACAUAUACAUGUAUAUGUAUGAAUAUAUACACACUGUACAUAAUAAUUCUAUUAUAUUAUAUAAAAAAACAAAGAAAGACGCGGUCGCAUGCUUGAAUUGAAAGAAAUUAGCGAUUUGCGUGAAUAUAAAAAAAUCGCUUCAAAUCUUUGGGUUUAAAUGUGAAAGUACGUUUUUUGAAUGUAAAGUAGAAGAAGAAGAAGCAGAAGAAGAAGAAGAAGAAGAAGAAGAAGAAGAAGAAGAAUAAAUAAUAAAGCCAUGAAUAAUUGGAAGAAAAAGUGAAGAAAUAUCACUGCAUGAAGCACGGUUAUAAAUUUCUUAUUUUUUUUGCAAAACAUAUUUCUAAUCAUCUCACAUCUCACAGGUAACAUGAUAAAAUUUGACACGCAUUACAAGUUUAAUUACUCUACAGGAAAAAAUAGGUAAUGGGGGUGAAGAUUGAAACUAUGAAGCAAGAAGAAAAGGAAUCAAUAAGGAUAGUAACAAAUGAAAUGGAGAAAAGUUUUUAAAAAAAUGGAAUAGGAUGACAGUGGUUAUAGAAACGGAAAUUUAAUCUUAUUUGAGAUUCGUUACCAUGACUAAGCGAAUCAAGGCUGUGCAAAUAACGUAUCAUGAUUAAAUCAUAACCUGUAUGUAGAGUAAUGUUCAUUAAUAUGUUCCCAGUGGCUCACAGUGAUAUCUUUCUUGCAUCAAAGCGGGAACGAGUUUUCUUUCUAAUCAAAUUUCAUGUGCUAAUGACUAGAGACGUAAGUGAUAACAGAUACAAAUGAUACGUUGAUCACAACACGUAAAAUUUCUACACAAAGACAGCUCGUUUCAGUUUCGAUUUCAAAAAAGAUAGCGAAUCACUGAGAUCCCAUUAAUGAAUAUACAAUGUAUACUCAAGUGAUUAUGUGACGGCCGGAUGGUCCGUUAUCUGCUAUAAUGAAAUACGCAUGCGAUAAGAUUCAAGAGUAGUUAUUUGCCAGGGUGACCAAUCGUCACAAAUUCAUAUGACAGCCUUAAAAAUGUUGCCAGCUGUCUGUGUUGAGCACAACUGCCAGCGGCAACUGUUAAAAUUUUUGAGUUUACGUUCAUGACGGUUGGUCGCCCUGGCAAACAUCGGUUCUCGGAUUAUAGCGCAUGCGCAUUACAUUGUAGCAGAUGAUGGACCAUUCGGCCGUUAGAUAAUCACUCUGUAUAUAUAUACAAUUAUACACCUAUGUACCUGUCACGUAAGUCGAAAGAAUGACGAAGUACGCUGGUGAUUUAAUUCAAUAUUAUUAUACAUAUAAUAUUAAUAUACGAUAACAAUGAGUCAGCGGUAUGUUUAUUAAAUAUAUUAUUAUUAUAUACUUGUGUUUGCUCUGUACCAAAAAAAAAAAAAUUGCCCCAACGAAUCUCCGUUAUAUGCUAUAUAGACACAUGUAUGUACGGGUGCAUUGUAUGUACAUAUAUAUGAAAUAUAAAAAUAAGUCAUAAGAACGAAUAAAAUUUCACUACGACGAUGUAAUGCCUGGUGAUAUAAUACAUGGUAUAUCAUAAGUUACGUAUAUCGUUGUUUUCCAGUUGUUUCAGUUUGUUUGUUUAUUUUUUCUUUUAAUAUCGUCGGAGUGAAUUUUAAUCCUUUUGCUUAUUCAUUUGCCGAA